Messenger RNA from Octodon degus (degu), 1675 nucleotides. It is a transcript of the gene Cab39l, whose product is annotated as calcium binding protein 39 like. Gene Ontology annotation, molecular function: protein serine/threonine kinase activator activity. The transcript has 9 exons. Lineage: Eukaryota; Metazoa; Chordata; Mammalia; Rodentia; Octodontidae. Gene Ontology annotation, biological process: intracellular signal transduction. Bases 427 to 1440 code for a protein of 337 amino acids. The record is from RefSeq and is a predicted model, not a curated record.
AAAGCACGUGUCAGGGAGAGGAGAAGAAUAAGCAAGCUGGUUUGACCAGAAACAGAACUGCCUGUGACAGAUUAAGAGACAAGCAAGGCUUGGAAUCUGAGAACAAGCAGAGUGGAAAUUUACAGCUGCUCUGUGUGAGUGUUCAAGUGAUCAUUUUCUACUAACGUUUUCCGGUCGUAACUGUUACUCUUCAAAGAGAGACACAGAAAGUGGAGACAGAAUUGUGCAAAGUCUUUUCUCUGCCACGCUUUGGUAACAGGAGGCUUUCUAUAUUAAAUGGAAGAUAAAGACUACUUGCUCUAAAGUGCUCUGAGCCCAAGAAAGAGCUGUCUUCAGCACCUCACCAUGUAUCUGCGUUUUAUUGCUUAGACAAGCCUGGGUGUUUCUUACCAUUUGUAUUCCAUAUUGGAAGAAGAGUUUUUCUACAUGAAAAAAAUGCCUUUAUUUAGUAAAUCACAUAAGAAUCCAGCAGAAAUCGUGAAAAUGCUGAAAGACAACAUGGCUAUUUUGGAAAAGCAAGAUAAAAAGACAGACAAGGCUUCAGAAGAAGUGUCAAAAUCACUGCAAGCAAUGAAAGAAAUUCUGUGUGGCACGAAUGACAAGGAACCCCCAACAGAGAUGGUGGCUCAGCUGGCACAAGAACUCUACAAGAGCGGGCUGCUGGUGACACUGAUAGCUGACUUGCAGCUGAUAGACUUUGAGGGAAAAAAGGAUGUGACCCAGAUUUUUAACAACAUCCUGAGGAGACAGAUAGGCACCCGGAGUCCUACUGUGGAGUAUAUUAGUGCUCAUCCUCACAUCCUAUUUAUGCUGCUCAAAGGGUAUGAAGCCCCACAGAUCGCCUUGCGUUGUGGGAUUAUGCUGAGAGAAUGUAUUCGGCAUGAGCCACUUGCCAAAAUCAUCCUCUUUUCUAAUCAAUUCCGGGAUUUCUUCAAGUAUGUGGAAUUGUCAACAUUUGAUAUUGCUUCAGAUGCCUUUGCUACCUUUAAGGAUUUAUUAACCAGACAUAAAGUGUUGGUAGCAGACUUCUUAGAACAAAAUUAUGACACUAUUUUUGAAGAUUAUGAGAAGUUGCUUCAGUCUGAGAAUUAUGUAACGAAGAGACAAUCUUUAAAGCUGCUGGGUGAGCUAAUCCUGGACCGCCACAACUUCGCCGUUAUGACCAAAUACAUCAGCAAGCCAGAGAACCUAAAGCUGAUGAUGAACCUUCUUCGAGAUAAGAGUCCCAACAUUCAGUUUGAAGCCUUUCAUGUCUUUAAGGUGUUUGUGGCCAGUCCUCACAAAACGCAGCCUAUCGUGGAGAUUCUGUUAAAAAAUCAACCCAAACUCAUCGAGUUCCUCAGCAGCUUCCAAAAAGACAGGACAGAUGAUGAACAGUUCACUGAUGAGAAGAACUACUUGAUUAAACAGAUCAGAGACUUGAAGAAGACAGCCCCAUGAGUACACCACCGCCAGGCGAUAGGCCUUUCUUCUCCUCAGCCCAGUUUGUACAGUGUUGUUUCAAAGUCACUGCUCUUGUGAGGUCUCUGGAGGCGCCUGGUUAUUCUCAAUUAAUUACUCAAGGUAGAUGGAAUAUAAACAUUUAAGUGGAAAAUUAACCUAGAAUAAUAAUGUAUUCAUUUUAAUCAAGUUUGAUUAUUUAUGUGAAAUCAGAGCUGUUGUAUUACAUGCUGAU